AUGUCCUCCAACGGAUCCCUUCACCUUUCUUCCAUUGAGAACACCCUCAUCGACCGAUCCAUACAGACCUCUCCCUCUUCCCCCUCUUCUGAGUCAUCCCUCACUCCCGCAGAAACAUACAUACAGUCGGGAUUUGUCACAGACCGACCCAUGAUGAGUAUGAGAGAGUUGGCAUGGGAGCAGGAAGAGAUCGCAAGAAAAUACCAAGCCCGAGUCGACGCCAAUGCGGCAGAAGAAGCAGCUACCGCACGCACCCCUAGUCCUCCCAUCCUAUCCACUGUAGACAUCACAACAUCCCGAACAACCUCUUCCUCCCGCUCGCCGUCUCCUUUCCCGUUGAUCCAUGAAGGGAACAAAGGAGUCGUAUUUCCUGAUAGAGAGACGUACUUGAUGACCCCUGUGUCUUACAUGAUGGGACUUAUUGAAGGUACACUGAACACUGAGUUUGUGUCUGGACCCACAUGGCCAGAGGUACGAAGGGCUUUGGAAAUCCUAGAGGAAGAGAGGAGUUUCGUUAGGCAUGCACAGAGAGCCCUGCAGAUCAGGGAAGGAACACUCAUCGCUCGCAUCAAUGCGGGCGAGAGGAGACUCAUGGGGCUAAACCAAACGACGCAGCUUUGCGACUCUUUUCAUCCGGCCGACGACAACCCCGCCACUAAGUACCAUAUGCCUACCACGGCUGUGGUAUCUAGUGCCUCGUCUUCGGCCUCAAAUGGAGCACCACUUUGCCCAAUGCCGGGGGCUUAUCCCACGAGACAUUGCGGAUGGGACGAUGUGUAUAAGUUCACACAAAUUUCUCCCCGCUACCACAUAAAACUGCUGGGGCAAACAACGGUUUGA
Heterobasidion irregulare TC 32-1 is the source of this 840-nucleotide messenger RNA. RefSeq lists its product as uncharacterized. The record is from RefSeq and is a predicted model, not a curated record. Lineage: Eukaryota; Fungi; Basidiomycota; Agaricomycetes; Russulales; Bondarzewiaceae. The coding region runs from base 1 to 840 and encodes 279 amino acids. The transcript has a single exon.